Messenger RNA from Polistes canadensis, 1061 nucleotides. RefSeq names its product transmembrane protein 179. The record is from RefSeq and is a predicted model, not a curated record. NCBI's taxonomy places the organism in Eukaryota, Metazoa, Arthropoda, Insecta, Hymenoptera, Vespidae. The transcript has 2 exons. Bases 230 to 895 code for a protein of 221 amino acids.
AUUCACAUGCAUUUAAAGUCAAACGCAUUUUCUAAAUACGCCCAUCGAUGCUUUAAGUAAAAAUAUUCAGUGACAAUCAUUGACUUUCAUUUAUGGAAAGUCAAUGAUUUUAUUUCCAUAAUAAUAUAUUGGAAUUAAAAAUUCAACCACUUGGUAAUAAUAUCCAGUGGAAAAAACCAACAACAAUAAAAAACAUCCAAUUGUCAAAUCAUUGUUUCGCAUUAUUAUUAUGGCUCUUACUAAUAUUCUACUUCUCAGUCAAAUAGCUGGUUAUGUUGUUGCACUUAUUUUAUCUCUUUGUAUUAUUGUACCUAUGAGCUUACACCAAGAUGAAUUUCAAGGACACUGUCUAUUAUUUUCGACUGGAACUUGGCAAGAAACAGAUGGACAGUUCGUAGUUAAUUGGGCUUCGCAAAUAUCAUGCAAUUAUACCAUAUUCGUUGGACUCGUAUUACUUUUAACUGCAGCAUUUCAGAUUUACAGACUUUCCGUUUUCAUGUAUCGUGGUGAAGAUAGUUCAUUCCUAUCAGCGUUCGUUGACGUAGUCAGUUGUAUAUUUCUAACAAUAAUAACAUUGAUUGCUGCAAUCAUUGUAACAUUAGGUUUUAUGACCUGGUGUCAAUGUAUGACUAAACGAUUUCCUUCCUGCGAAUUAGCAGCUGGUAAUGAUAUCGAUAAAGCAGAUGGUAUCAAUACUUCUGGUUUUCAUAUUGAAUUGGGUGCUGCACAAUUUGGUACCUGGAGUAGUUUGUCCAUUUGGGUCGGUUUAUCUGUUUUCGCUGUGUUAAAACUAUUGCGUUAUCAUCAGAUAGAAAAUAUGAAGGUAUCUAUGUAUAGAGAAAGACAAAAAUUGAUUGAAGCUACUGGUAAUAGUCAACAACAAGAAUCGAGUUAAUCUGACUUGAAAUGAUGAAGAAUUUAUUAAGUUAUUAAUAGAAUAUUUUGUGUAGAAAUUCUUUAGUCCAUAUGGCUUCCUUCAUUUAGUAUAGCUGAAAAAAAUUGUUAAUGUAUAUGUUUAUGUAUGUAUAAAACUAUGAUCGAUAAGAACGUAUGCAAUACUC